AAUACCGGACCUUACUUUUUGGAAGUUUGGCUCUGUUUUCUCUCACCGCCUGUUCUCCCCCGCGCGCGAUGGCGGCGGCUCCGGCGAGCGUCGGCUGCGGCGGCGCGUACUCUUGCGAGACGGCGGAGCGUACCCGCGAGUGGAUGCAGGCCCUGGCCACUUUCCUCGGCCGCCACCGUCCGCUCCUCGAGGCCCACGUCGUCAACUUUUUCAAGGACAGGCUGUGGGAGCUAGUGGACGCCGAGUGGAUGGAGUGCCUCCGGCGGGAGCCCGUCGAGAGCUUGCUCAAGCUGCCAUCUGGAUGCGUCCAGGAGCACUGGCCUGCUACACUGCGAGAGUUUGUGCUUACUGCUAGGUCGCUUGUGAUUCCACGGGAGCAGAAGGCUCCGCAAUCGCUUGUAUCUGACAUUCAUGUAGCCCCAGUUGGCACUGUUCUCGCUCAGGGCAUGAACUCAAAGAAGAAGCACGAAAUUGAAAAUCUAGCUGCUGUGGUUCAUGCAAUUGCAAAGAGGUGUGGAGCCAAGACAGUGGUUGAUGUAGGUUCUGGCCAGGGUUAUCUCGCACAGGCCUUAUCUUUUGAGUACCAACUCCGUGUUGUAGCAAUAGAUGCUUCAUCACACCAUGCAUCAGUUACAAUUGCUCGUGCAGAAAGAAUAAAGAAGCACUAUGCUGCUAAAUGUGUGGAGAAGCAACUGCUCAUGGUACCUAGGGCAGUCACCUGUCAUGUUCUUUCUAGUGACACAUUGGCAGCAGUCACAUUAGAUGCAUGUAAGGAUGACAAUGGAGAACAUGUGAGAGAUACUAAAACAUCUACUAAGAAAAUCACUCAAAUCCAGGAAUCAACUCAGGGCACCCCUCCAUUAAUCCUGGCUGGUCUUCAUGCAUGUGGUGAUCUUUCAGUUAACAUGCUAAGAGUUUUUGUGUCCUGUGAACAAGUAAAAGCAUUGGUAAGCAUUGGCUGCUGUUACAACUUGCUUUCUGAGGAUACUUAUGAGGACACAGAUACCUGCCCUGGUUUUCCUAUGAGCAAGGCUGCCAAACAUUCUGAAUUGGUACUUGGGAAAAGCAUCCGUGACCUUGCAUGUCAGAGCGCAGAGAGAUGGAGAAAUCUCACCAUGGACAUUGCAUUGCAAAAUUUUGAUGUACAUGCCUUCCGAGCUGCAUUUCAAAUGGUACUUGAGAAAUAUUUUCCAGAAGUGUCAAGGUUGAGUCCAUCAAUUGGAAGGCAAGGAAAAGCUCUUCGACGUCAGAGGCUUCGAAAAGUUGUGGAAUCACAAAUGACUACAAAGAAAAAUGAUGAUUUCUCCUGUUCAACUUUAAAGGAACAAAACAAGAACACAAACGAUGUUCAUCCAGUCAUACAUGAAGUUGACACAGGGCCAGAUGACAUCCAUCAGAACGCACAUCAAAAGUUCAUCCUGUUCAAAGAUUUCACAUUAUCUGGAUUAGGUCGCCUUGGCUGUGGCUCAGUGGAAGACACGAGUCUUCUUGAAAUAUGGAAGGACGUGCAACCCUUCUCUGAAUAUAUAGGUCCCUUUUGGUGCCUUCGAGCUGCUUUAGGUCCACUGGUGGAAACAUAUAUUUUACUUGAUCGGUUAUUGUAUCUUCAAGAGCGAAGCAACCUAGUUGAAGCAUUGCUGUUUCCUCUGUUUGAUCCUACCAUUUCUCCAAGGAACAUGGCCGUAAUUGCUUGGAAGUUAUGUGCAAAUUCUUCAGAAGCAUGACAUGGUAAAUCUUCUGAUGAUAGGAUAUGCAGUUGAUGGGAUGGUGUGUUGGUACCAAACUAUAAGCCAGACUAUUGUCUUAUGGCAGAACUUCUUCGAUUUAGAUACAGUUAUUGUAUUGCUGUCCCUUUUAGAAGGGCAGGCCUGAUACAGAGGUGAGAGCUGUCUCACUGAAUCACCAGGUCACGGUUUCGAAGCAGCCUCUCCGCAUUUGCGUGGGAGGCUUGCCUCGGUUUAUCCCUUAUCCAAGCCUCUAGCACUGGGUGUGCUUUAUUUUAAUUGUAUUGCUGUCCUCCCAUAUAAAAAAAACCUGAAGAUAGUAUUGUCUUUGAAAUUGUGAGGGCAAUGCAUUUCCCUUUCAAAUCACCUGGUACAUGUCUUGUCCCCCCCCCCCACUUCCCCCAGAGCCUGUCUAUAUGUACUUGAUCCGCUUUUUUUGCAUCCUAGCUUCUCCCGGAGUGUAUUUUGUUGCUUGUGUGAUGUUCAGAUCUUUGAAGAAUGUGACAGGCUAUCUAGCCUACUUGAGACGUUCAGUAUUUCUACAGGUAAGAAAGGAAAACUCAAGUAGACAAGAUCUUCCAAAUCUAGUUGCAAGAUAUUGCCCUUGAAUAGUGUGCCUUUAUCCACUAAAUGCUAGGUCAACAAUCUAUCCAUGGUGCUUGCUUGUUUCCUGAAGUGAUCAUGAAACAAGUUGCUAUGGAACGAUGAUGUCUCUCUCUCUCUCUAUAUAUAUAUAUCCUGCAAUGUGUAUAAAUGUUCUAUGCAAGUAUGCAACUAUGUGAGAACUUGUGUACAUAUUAUCCCUCAUUAUUUUUACUGCUUCCAUUGGUUCAGUUGAGCAGGGGUUGGCAGUUGAAACAAGUUAUGUCUGAUCCAAGAACCAGUGAUCUGGAGUCAAUUGAGCAGGGGUUGGCAGGGGUCAAGGGGAGGAGGGACAGAUCAUGCCUAAACCAAAUGAACUAUUUACCUGCAAACCUACUGUGACGUGUCAUAAAAGAAAUAAAAUCUAACCACGUUGACUACUUACAUGCAAAUCUACAAAAAAAAUCAAACCCUGCAGGAUCUCUGAUGUGAUGCCAUGCCAUGCCACCAAUGUGGGUAGGCUGGCUGAAAGACGGACCAGCAGAAGAGGUUGACUUGGAAUUUAUUGAGCAUGUGCCGCCGCCCACGUGGUUUCAUUUCAUCAGCAUGGUUUGUGGUUCCGGGUUUGUCAUCGCUUUGCUUAUACAAAUUUUUUUUAGUGCUUCGGUGGUCUGACUUACUUACUGUUCUUGUCAUAUGAAUAGUCUGUAGACCAACCUAGCAAACCUGUGAGAUGUUUCUGCUCUUUUGCUGCAGGCUUGGCACCGUAAAGAAGAAAAAAAAAGGAGUUUGGUGAAAUCACUGCCCCAGGAAAACCUUCCAGGCGCAAAAAUCCUCCAUGUUGACCGACCAGCCGUUUAUUUGGGCUUAUUCACCACUCGUGGUCAAGACUCAAUAGGAAGGAGGGCAUAUGUGUCUUCAGAAUAAUUCCUGGACCACCGGUAGACCGAUAAAGGCCCUGUACUGACCGUGCUCUCACCAUGGUGGUAGCUCAUGAGCACCAAUCUGUCAUUUGUUCUAUCAACUCUGGGCAAUGAUUGAUUGAUUUUUGGCCAGCCGCUGUCACGAGCACGACGGCGCCUGUACUUGCGACGACGAUGACGACGACGGAUCAGCGUCCAGUGGACAGAGCCGUCGCAGCCCUUCCGUCCUCGAACCCUUAUCCAGAUAUGCGCACGCGGAGGUGCGCAGCGAAGCCGCCGGUCAAUUCCAGCUGCUUUUCACCGAUGCUGCCAGCCAGCAGCGUCGGAGCGGGGGGAGAGGUAACGGACGGACGGCACACAGCUCUUGACCUGGAAGCUCCCCGCCCUCGUGUUGAUGGUAGCGCAAUAUCUCAUGGUGAGACGAGAUCUGGAGCGUCGUUUUUAUCCCACUGUGCGCGGAAAAGGCCUUGCGCGUGCCUGGCGCGAGCUGAUUGGCUGGUCCAGGUUAAAAGUUACUGCAAAUGGGGGGUGUUAAUGUUAUUAGGCCGUGCAGAAACGGGGACGAGGGUCGCGCUGUCGCUGUCAGGCCUCCAUUCACUUCCGGGUCGCUCUCAGAUUGGUUGCAUAAAUUCCCCUCCCGCCGUUGCUGCUGCUGCUGCUGCUGCUGUUCGUUUUCAUCGCGAGGCCAGGCCUUGCAGGAACAGUUGGGUGUCUCUACUUAGGGCUUGUUCGGUUAUUCCCAAUACACAUGGAUUGGAUGGGAUUGGAAAAAAUUGUGAAGAAGUUUGAGUUGAGAGCUAACCGAACAAGCCCUUACUUGUUGGAUUGGAUUGGAUAGAUCCGCGGAAUGGCAUCUC
Molecule: messenger RNA, 4086 nt
Organism: Zea mays
Lineage: Eukaryota; Viridiplantae; Streptophyta; Magnoliopsida; Poales; Poaceae
Product: S-adenosyl-L-methionine-dependent methyltransferase superfamily protein
Exons: 12
Coding region: 69-1724 (551 amino acids)
Source: RefSeq, a predicted model, not a curated record